Molecule: messenger RNA, 13347 nt
Organism: Pyrgilauda ruficollis (rufous-necked snowfinch)
Lineage: Eukaryota; Metazoa; Chordata; Aves; Passeriformes; Passeridae
Gene: LRP1B
Product: LDL receptor related protein 1B
Exons: 87
Coding region: 16-13347 (4443 amino acids)
Molecular function (GO): protein binding; calcium ion binding
Source: RefSeq, a predicted model, not a curated record
CCCAAGUGCCAGCAGAUGAAUUGCCAGCACAGAUGUGCCAUCACCAGGAACGGCACCCGCUGUUACUGCGGGGACGGGUACGAAACAAGCAGUGACGGGAGAAGCUGCACAGAUGUGAAUGAAUGUGACACGUAUGGAAGCUGCAGCCAGAUGUGUGUAAAUACAGAUGGAUCCUACACGUGCAGCUGUGUGGAGGGUUAUGUGCUUCAGCCCGAUAACAAGUCCUGCAAGGCCAAAAAUAAGCCUGCUGAUAUACCUCCUCUUCUUCUGAUUGCAAGCCCUGAAAGGAUUGAGGUUUUGUACCUUAAUGGCAGCAGAAUGUCUGCCUGGAGCCCUGUGAAGGGAUCUGCAGUGGUGACCCUGGACUACAGCUACAGGGAGGACACGCUGUGCUGGCUUGAGUCCCGAGACCUCUCCAGUCAGCUCAAGUGCUCCAAGAUCUCCAGAGCUGGGACCUUACCGGAGGAGUGGGCAGUGAACAUCGCCCAGAACCUUCACAAUGUGCAGCAAAUAGCAAUGGACUGGAUCACUGGGAAUUUUUACUUUGUGGAUGACGUCAGUGACAGGAUCUUUGUCUGCAGCCGGAAUGGGUCAGUGUGUGUGACCCUCAUCGAGCUGGACCUGAGCAACCCCAAGGCCAUAGCUCUCGAUCCAACAUCAGGCAAGCUUUUCUUUACAGACUACGGGAAUGCUGCCAAGGUGGAGAGAUGUGACAUGGAUGGAAUGAACAGGACGUGGAUAGUAGACUCGAAAAUUGAACAGCCAACUGCUCUGGCACUAGACCUCAUCAAUAAAUAUGUGUACUGGCUUGACAUAUAUCUGGAGAGUGUGGAAGUUGUUGACUAUCAGGGGAGAAGGAGGCAAACAAUAACCAAAGGCAGACAAAUUAGGCAUCUCUGUGGUUUGGCAGUGUUUGAAAACUACUUAUAUACAAUUAAUUCAGACAACCUCAGCAUUUUACGAAUACACAGAUACAAUGGUACUGAUGUUCAGGCUCUUGCUAGGCUGGAUGACUCUAAAGAGAUCCGUGUGUUCCAGAAGAGAACUCAAGCAGCAGUCAGAAGCCACGCCUGUGAGUUGGAUCCGUCUGGAAUGCCGGGGGGCUGCUCCCACCUCUGCCUGCUCAGCAGCAGCCACAAAGCACGGACCUGUCGCUGCAGGACUGGCUUCAUCCUGGGGAGCGAUGGCAGGUCAUGCAAAAGACCAAAGAAUGAAUUGUUUCUUUUUUAUGGGAAGGGACGGCCGGGAAUAAUCCGGGGAAUGGACCUGAAUACCAAAAUAUCUGAUGAGUACAUGAUCCCCAUCGAGAACCUGGUCAAUCCUCGUGCUCUGGACUUCCACGCUGAAACCAAUUACAUUUACUUUGCUGAUACCACCAGUUUCCUGAUUGGACGGCAGAAAAUUGAUGGCACAGAGAGAGAAACAAUCCUCAAAGACGAUCUUGACAAUGUGGAAGGCAUAGCAGUGGACUGGAUUGGAAAUAAUCUGUAUUGGACCAAUGAUGGCCACAGGAAAACCAUUGCUGUUGCCAGACUGGAAAAAGCUGCUCAGAGUAGGAAAACGUUGUUGGAGGGAGACAUGUCCCACCCCAGGGGAAUUGUUGUCGAUCCUGUUAAUGGAUGGAUGUAUUGGACAGACUGGGAGGAAGAUGAAAUAGAUGCCAGCGUGGGGAGGAUUGAGAAGGCCUGGAUGGAUGGCUACAGCCGGCAGGUUUUUGUCACAUCAAAGAUGCUCUGGCCAAAUGGUUUAACUCUGGACUACCGUGCCAACGUGCUGUACUGGUGUGAUGCCUAUUAUGAUCACAUUGAAAGGAUCUAUUUGAAUGGGACUGACAGAAAGGUAGUCUACAAUGGAAAAGAUUUGAAUCAUCCUUUUGGACUGUCACACCAUGGAAAUUAUAUAUACUGGACAGAUUACAUGAAUGGGUCAAUUUUCCAGUUGGAUUUGGUAUCAAGGAAUGUGACACUGUUGAGAAGCGAGAGGCCACCUUUGUUUGGGCUCCAGAUUUAUGAUCCACGCAAACAGCAAGGUGAUAAUGCCUGCCGUGUUAAUAAUGGAGGCUGCAGCACUCUUUGUUUGGCCAUUCCUGGAGGCAGAGUUUGUGCCUGUGCUGAUAAUCAGCUUUUGGAGGAAAACAGUACAACCUGCAUGAUUCAAGAGGGAGAAGUGCUGCCCCAGCUGUGCAAGGCGGAGCAGUUCCAGUGCAGCAACAAGCGCUGCAUCCAGGAGCGCUGGCGCUGCGACGGCGACGACGACUGCCUGGAUGGCAGCGACGAGCACUCGGAGAUCUGCUUCAAUCACAGCUGUCCUGAUGAUCAGUUUAAGUGCCAAAAUAAUCGCUGCAUUCCCAAGAGGUGGCUUUGUGAUGGAGCUAAUGAUUGUGGUAAUAACGAAGACGAAUCAAAUAAAACUUGUGCAGCAAGAACUUGUCAGGUUAAUCAGUUUUCUUGUGGGAACGGACGGUGUAUUCCAACGUCGUGGCUGUGUGACAGGGAGGAUGACUGUGGAGAUGGAACUGAUGAAAUGACAUCCUGUGAAUUCCCAACAUGUGAGCCACUAACUCAGUUUAUCUGCAGAAAUGGAAGAUGCAUUAGCAGCAAAUGGCUCUGUGAUUCAGAUGAUGACUGUGGUGACGGCAGUGACGAGCUGGGCUGCGUUCACUCGUGCUCUGCUGAGCAGUUCAGGUGUCAGAAUGGCAGAUGUAUCCCAGGUCACUGGGCCUGUGAUGGUGACAAUGACUGUGGAGACUUCAGUGAUGAAACCAAAACAAACUGCAGCAGGGAAGAAACUCCCUCUCCUGGAAGGUGCAGUGGGAGGGAAUUUCAGUGCAGUCCUGACGGGAGCUGCGUUCCUGAGCUGUGGCGCUGCGAUGGAGAGAAGGACUGUGAGGAUGGCAGUGAUGAGAAAGGCUGCAAUGGAACUCUGAGGGUGUGUGAUGAGAAAACAAAGUUCUCCUGCAGGAGUACAGGGAGAUGCAUUAGCAAAGCGUGGCUAUGUGAUGGCGAUAUUGAUUGUGAGGAUCAGUCUGAUGAGGAUAAUUGCGAGGGCUAUUUGUGUGGACCACCAAAAUACCCUUGUGCUAAUGAUACCUCCAUCUGCCUACAGCCUGAGAAGCUCUGCAAUGGGAGAAGAGAUUGUCCUGAUGGAUCUGAUGAAGGCGAUCUUUGUGAUGAAUGUUCACUAAACAAUGGUGGAUGUAGCCAUCAGUGUUCUGUGGUUCCUGGAGGAAGAAUUGUGUGCUCCUGCCCUGCGGGAUUCAAUCUCACUAUAGACAACAAAACUUGUGAGAUUAUGGAUUUCUGCACCAAGCACCUCAAGUGCAGCCAAGUUUGUGAACAGCAUAAAAAUACUGUGAAGUGCUCAUGUUAUGAAGGCUGGAAGCUCAGUAAGGAUGGAGAGAGUUGUGUUAGUACUGAUCCAUUUGAGGCUUUCAUAAUUUUUUCUAUUCGACACGAGAUCAGAAAAAUCGAUCUUCACAAGCGUGACUACAGCCUCUUAGUUCCUGGUUUAAGAAACACAAUAGCCCUGGAUUUUCAUUUCAGUCAGAGUUUACUGUACUGGACAGAUGUGGUGGAGGACAAAAUUUACAGAGGGAAGCUCUCUGAUACUGGAGGUGUUAGUGCCAUUGAGGUUGUGGUGCAGCAUGGCCUGGCCACUCCUGAAGGUCUGACUGUGGAUUGGAUAGCAGGAAACAUUUACUGGAUAGACAGCAAUUUGGACCAAAUUGAAGUAGCAAAACUCGAUGGCACUUUGAGGACAACGUUAAUAGCUGGAGCUAUGGAGCACCCGAGGGCUAUUGCUUUAGAUCCCAGAUAUGGAAUUCUGUUUUGGACAGACUGGGAUGCAAAUUUCCCUCGCAUUGAGUCUGCUUCCAUGAGUGGAGCAGAGAGGAAAAUCAUCUACAAGGACAUGGACACUGGAGCCUGGCCCAACGGCCUCACUGUGGAUCACUUUGAAAAAAGAAUAGUGUGGACAGAUGCCAGAUCGGAUGCCAUUUAUUCUGCAUUGUAUGAUGGAACCAGCAUGAUAGAGAUUAUACGGGGUCACGAAUAUCUUUCUCACCCUUUUGCUGUUUCUUUGUAUGGGAGUGAAGUUUAUUGGACAGAUUGGAGGACCAAUACCCUCGCCAAAGCCAAUAAAUGGACUGGCCAAAAUGUCAGUGUAAUACAAAAAACAAGUGCUCAGCCAUUUGAUCUCCAGAUUUAUCAUCCGAGUCGCCAGCCACAAGCUCCCAACCCAUGUGCUGCCAACGAGGGCAGGGGUCCCUGCUCUCACAUGUGUCUGAUCAAUCACAACAGAAGUGCUGCCUGUGCCUGUCCACACCUGAUGAAACUCUCUUCAGACAAAAAAACAUGUUAUGAAAGAAAGAAGUUUCUUCUUUAUGCAAGGCGUUCAGAAAUAAGAGGGGUGGACAUAGAGAACCCAUAUUUCAACUUCAUCACAGCCUUCACUGUUCCUGACAUUGAUGAUGUGACAGUCAUAGAUUUUGAUGCUGUUGAGGAGCGUUUAUACUGGACUGAUGUGAAAACACAGACCAUCAAACGUGCCUUCAUCAACGGGACUGGUUUAGAAACCAUCAUUUCAAGAGAUAUUCAGAGUAUCAGAGGUCUUGCAGUGGAUUGGAUAUCCCGUAAUUUAUAUUGGAUUAGCUCAGAAUUUGAUGAAACCCAAAUUAACGUGGCACAUUUGGAUGGUUCCUUGAAAACCUCAAUCAUCCAUGGAAUUGACAAACCCCAGUGUCUUGCAGUUCACCCAGUAAAAGGGAAGCUGUACUGGACGGAUGGCAACACAAUCAACAUGGCAAACAUGGAUGGCAGCAACAGCAAAAUACUCUUUCAGAAUCAAAAAGAUCCUGUUGGUUUAUCAAUAGAUUAUGGGGAGAACAAGCUUUACUGGAUCAGUUCAGGAAAUGGAACCAUAAGCAGAUGCAAUUUGGAUGGUGGUAAUCUCGAAAUAAUUGAAUCAAUGAAAGAAGACUUAACAAAAGCCACAGCUUUAACCAUUAUGGAUAAAAAGCUUUGGUGGGCAGAUCAGAACUUGGCUCAGAUCGGCACCUGUAAUAAAAAAGAUGGAAGAAACCCAACUGUCCUGAGAAACAAAACUGCAGGUGUGGUUCACAUGAAAGUGUAUGAUAAGGCAGCACAGCAAGGCAGCAAUUCCUGUCAAUUAAACAACGGGGGAUGCUCCCAGCUUUGUUUGCCAACAUCAGAAACCACCAGAACUUGUGUGUGCACAGUAGGCUACAACCUCCAAAAAAACCGCAUGGCCUGCAAAGGUAUUGAAUCAUUUCUCAUGUACUCUGUUCAUGAGGGAAUUAGAGGAAUUCCUCUUGACCCAAAUGAUAAAAUGGAUGCUUUAAUGCCUAUAUCUGGGGCUUCAUUUGCUGUGGGCAUAGAUUUCCAUGCAGGAAACGAUACAAUCUAUUGGACAGACAUGGGUUUCAACAAGAUCAGCAGAGCUAAGCGAGACCAAACCUGGAAAGAAGACAUUGUCACAAACGGUCUGGGGCGAGUUGAGGGCAUUGCAGUGGACUGGAUAGCAGGUAACAUAUACUGGACAGACCAUGGCUUCAACCUGAUCGAGGUGGCGCGGCUGAACGGCUCGUUCCGCUACGUGGUGAUCUCCCAGGGGCUGGAGCAGCCACGCUCUAUCGCGGUACACCCAGAGAAAGGGUAUUUAUUUUGGACAGAAUGGGGACAGAGCCCUUGCAUAGGCAGAGCACACUUGGAUGGCUCUGAGAAGGUUGUCCUUGUGAGCCUGGGGAUUGCAUGGCCUAAUGGGAUUUCCAUCGAUUAUGAGGAAAAUAAAUUGUAUUGGUGUGAUGCUCGUACCGACAAGAUAGAAAGAAUUGACCUUGAGAGUGGAGGGAGUCGGGAGAUUGUGCUGUCAGGGAGCAAUGUGGAUAUGUUUUCAGUUGCUGUGUUCGGAGCUUACAUCUACUGGUCUGACAGAGCACAUGCAAAUGGCUCUAUUAGAAGAGGCCACAAGAAUGAGGCCACGGAUGCUGUGACCAUGAGGACUGGCCUUGGAAUAAACCUGAAGGAAGUGAAAAUCUUUAAUAGAGCACGAGAGAAAGGUACCAACAUCUGUGCCAAGAACAACGGCGGAUGCCACCAGCUCUGCCUUUACCGCGGCAACGCGCGGAGAACUUGUGCCUGCGCUCACGGGUACCUGGCAGAGGAUGGGGUCAGCUGCCUCAGGCACGAGGGCUACCUGCUCUACUCGGGAAGGACAAUAUUAAAAAGCAUCCACCUUUCAGAUGAGACCAACCUGAAUUCUCCAGUGAGACCCUACGAAAACCCAGAGUACUUCAAAAAUGUGAUAGCGCUGGCCUUCGACUACAGCCUGAAGGGAAGGGGCACCAAUCGCAUCUUCUUCAGUGAUGCCCACUAUGGAAACAUCCAAGUUAUUAAAGACAACUGGGCUGGCAGAAAAGUGCUAAUUGAAAAUGUUGGGUCAGUGGAGGGCCUGGCUUAUCACAGAGCUUGGGACACUCUGUACUGGACCAGCUCCACCACGUCCUCCAUCACCAGGCACAGCGUGGACCAGCGGCGCCGCGGGGCGUUCAACCGCGAGGCCGUCAUCACCAUGGCCGAGGACGACCAUCCCCACGUGCUGGCCCUGGAUGAAUGCCAAAACUUAAUGUUUUGGACUAACUGGAAUGAGCAGCUCCCAAGCAUCAUGAGAUCCACCCUCUCAGGCAAAAAUGCCCAGGUUAUCAUUAGCACUGAUAUUCUGACACCAAAUGGACUCACCAUUGAUCACAGGGCAGAGAAACUUUACUUUUCAGAUGGCAGCUUGGGAAAAAUUGAGAGGUGUGAAUACGAUGGAUCACAAAGAUAUGUCAUUGUCAAGUCUGGCCCAGGCACAUUCCUCAGCCUGGCUGUAUAUGACGAGUACAUCUUCUGGUCAGAUGGAGUGAGGAGAGCCAUCCUGCGUUCCAGCAAAUACACGGGAGGAGACACCAAAGUUCUCCGCUCCGACAUCCCGCACCAGCCCAUGGGAAUCAUCGCUGUUGCCAAUGACACCAACAGCUGUGAGUUAUCUCCCUGUGCACAAAUGAAUGGAGGCUGCCAUGAUUUGUGCCUUCUGACGCCUGAUGGACGAGUGAACUGCUCGUGCAGAGGGGACAGAGUCCUGAUAGAUGAUAACAGAUGUGUGAGUAAAAAUUCUACUUGCAACAUCUAUUCAGAGUUUGAAUGUGGGAACGGUGAAUGCAUUGAUUAUCAGCUGACUUGUGAUGGCAUUGCUCACUGUAAGGACAAGUCUGAUGAGAAACUUUUCUAUUGUGAAAACAGAGGCUGUCGGAAGGGCUUCAAGCCGUGCUCCAAUCGCCGCUGUGUUCCCAGUGACAAAGUCUGUGAUGGUGCCAAUGACUGUGGUGACAACUCUGAUGAAUUUGACUGCAAAGACUCGUCGUGUGCCCCGACAGAAUUCCGCUGUGCAGAUGGGGUUUGCGUGGGGAAAUCGGCGCGGUGCAACCAGAUCAUUGACUGUGCAGAUGCCUCGGAUGAAAAGAACUGCAAUAAUACAAACUGUACUUACUUCUAUAAACUUGGGAUAAAGUCUUCAGGAUUUAUCAGCUGCAAUUCCACUUCUCUCUGUAUACUGCCAGAAUGGAUUUGUGAUGGGUCUAAUGACUGCGGAGAUUAUACAGAUGAAUUAAAAUGCCCAGUUCAAAACAAACCCACAUGUGAAGAAAAUUAUUUUGGUUGUCCUAGUGGAAGAUGUAUUCUGACCACCUGGCUUUGUGAUGGGCAGAAAGACUGUGAGGACGGAGUAGAUGAAUUGCACUGUGAUUCGUCCUGCUCCUGGAAUCAGUUUGCUUGCUCUGCAAACAAGUGCAUCUCCAAGCAGUGGACCUGCGAUGGUGAGGACGACUGCGGAGAUGGGUUAGAUGAGAGCGAUGCCAUCUGUGGCUCAGUGACAUGUGCUGCAGACACCUUCAGCUGCCUGGGCUCCCACGCCUGCGUGCCCCAGCACUGGCUCUGUGACGGGGAGCGCGACUGUCCCAACGGAAGCGAUGAGCUCUCCACAGCGGGCUGUGCUCCCAAUAACACUUGUGAUGAGAAUGCUUUCAUGUGCCAUAACAAAGUCUGCAUUCCCAAACAGUUUGUUUGUGACCACGAUGAUGACUGUGGAGAUGGAUCAGAUGAAUCCCUGGAAUGUGGGUAUCGUCGCUGUCGUCCUGGAGAGUUCACCUGUGCUGACGGGCGCUGCCUGCUGAAUUCCCAGUGGCAAUGUGAUGGGGACUUUGACUGCCCAGACCACUCUGAUGAAGCCCCUAUCAACACCAAGUGCAAAAGUUCAGAGCAGUCAUGUAACAGCUCUUUUUUUAUGUGCAAAAAUGGCAAGUGCAUUCCUCAAAAUGAGGUUUGUGAUAACAAAGAAGAUUGCAGUGAUGGGUCUGAUGAGAAAAGCUGCCACAUUAAUGAAUGCCUCAGUAAGAAAGUCAGUGGCUGUUCCCAAGAUUGUCAGGACCUUCCAGUUGGAUACAAGUGCAAAUGCUGGCCUGGAUUUCUCCUGAAGGAUGAUGGCAAAACUUGUGUAGAUAUUGAUGAAUGUUCAUCUGGAUUUCCCUGUAGCCAGCAAUGCAUCAAUACCUACGGAACCUACAAAUGCUUGUGUGCAGAAGGGUAUGAAACACAGCCUGAUAACCCAAAUGGCUGCAAAUCCCUUUCAGAUGAGGAACCUUUCUUAAUUCUGGCUGAUCAUCAUGAGAUAAGAAAAAUUAGCACUGAUGGAUCCAACUACACUUUGUUGAAACAGGGGCUGAACAAUGUGAUUGCAAUAGACUUUGACUACAGAGAAGAGUUCAUUUAUUGGAUUGAUUCCAGCAGACCAAAUGGCAGUCGCAUAAACAGAAUGUCUUUAAAUGGAAGUGACAUCAAGGUAGUUCACAAUACAGCUGUUCCCAAUGCCCUGGCUGUCGAUUGGAUUGGGAAGAAUCUCUAUUGGUCUGAUACAGAAAAGAGAAUUAUUGAGGUGUCUAAACUCAAUGGCUUGUACCCAACCGUCCUUGUGAGCAAGAGAGUGAAGUUUCCCAGAGAUUUGUCCUUAGAUCCUCAAGCUGGAUACCUGUACUGGAUCGAUUGCUGUGAGUCCCCUCACAUUGGCCGCGUUGGGAUGGAUGGAUCCAGGCAGGCUGUGGUUAUAGAAACACAGAUAUCCAGACCUAUGGCUCUCACCAUAGACUAUGUCAACCACAGACUGUACUGGGCUGAUGAGAAUCACAUUGAGUUUUCUGACAUGGAUGGAUCUCACAGACAUAAAGUCCCUAAUCAAGACAUCCCAGGGGUGAUUGCACUGACAUUGUUUGAGGACUACAUCUACUGGACAGACGGGAAAACCAAAUCCCUCAGCCGUGCCCACAAAACCUCUGGCUCGGACAGGCUCUCCCUGAUUAACUCGUGGCACACCAUCACAGACAUCCAGGUGUAUCAUUCUUACAGGCAGCCUGAUGCAAAUGUCAACAUGAAAUCUUUUACUCCUGCUGGCCUUUCCUCUUUGCAGUUCCGUUGCAAAACCGACAAAUGCAUCCCGUUCUGGUGGAAGUGUGACACAGUGGAUGACUGCGGGGACGGCUCCGACGAACCCGCCGAGUGCCCUGAAUUCAGAUGUCAGCCAGGACGUUUCCAGUGUGGAACUGGGCUUUGUGCUCUCCCAGCGUUUAUCUGUGAUGGAGAGAACGACUGUGGGGACAAUUCUGAUGAACUGAACUGUGACACACACGUGUGUCUGUCAGGGCAAUUCAAGUGCACAAAGAACCAGAAGUGUAUCCCAAUAAACCUGAGAUGCAAUGGCCAGGAUGACUGUGGUGAUGAAGAAGAUGAAAGAGACUGUCCUGAAAACAGUUGUUCUCCAGACCACUUCCAGUGUAAAACAACCAAACACUGCAUUUCCAAGCUGUGGGUGUGUGAUGAAGACCCAGAUUGUGCAGAUGGGUCAGAUGAAGCAAACUGUGAUAAAAAAACUUGUGGACCUCAUGAGUUCCAGUGCAAAAACAACAACUGCAUUCCAGAUCACUGGAGAUGUGACAGCCAGAAUGAUUGUGGAGAUAAUUCUGAUGAAGAAAACUGUAAGCCUCAAACAUGCACUUUGAAAGACUUUCCUUGUGCAAAUGGAGACUGUGUUUCAGCAAGAUUCUGGUGUGAUGGAGACUAUGACUGUGCAGAUGGUUCAGAUGAGAGGUAUUGUGAAACAGGCUGUUCUAGGGAUCAGUUCCAGUGCUCCAAUGGCCAGUGCAUCUCAGCAAAAUGGAAAUGUGAUGGUCACGAGGACUGCAAACUUGGGGAUGAUGAGAAAAACUGUGAACCAGCAUCUCCAACCUGCUCUUCAAGUGAGUACGUGUGUGCAAGUGGAGGCUGCAUUUCAGCAUCCUUGAAAUGCAACGGGGAGUUGGACUGUGCUGAUGGAUCUGAUGAGAUGGAUUGUGUGGCAGAAUGCAGAGAAGAUCAGUUUCGGUGCAGAAACAAGGCCUACUGCAUCCCUGUGCGAUGGCUGUGUGAUGGGAUCCACGACUGUGUGGAUGGCAGCGAUGAAGAAAACUGUGACCAAGGGGGAAAUAUUUGUAGAGCUGAUGAAUUUCUGUGCAACAAUUCCCUCUGCAAACUACAUUUUUGGGUUUGUGAUGGUGAGGAUGACUGUGGAGAUAACUCUGAUGAAGUUGCUGAAAUGUGUGUGAAGUUUCCCUGCCCUCCAACGAGGCCCUACAGAUGUAGGAACAACAGGGUUUGUCUGCGGCCUGAGCAGAUUUGCAACGAGGUCGAUGACUGUGGAGAUAACUCGGAUGAGGAUCACUGUGAUAAAAUAACAUAUAAAGCCAGACCGUGUAAAAAAGAUGAGUUUGCUUGCAAUGACAAGAAGUGCAUUCCCAUGGAGCUGCAGUGUGACUGGUUUGAUGACUGUGGAGAUGGCUCAGAUGAGCAAGACUGCAAAAUACGCAUCGCUGAAUAUACAUGUGAAGAUAAUGUGAAUCCUUGUGGAGAUGAUGCAUUCUGUAAUCAAACAAAAUCAUCCCUUUUGUGUCAGUGUAAACCUGGAUUUCAGAGAAACAGGAGGAAUAGACAAUGUGAAGAUAUCAAUGAGUGCAUGGUGUUUGGUACGUGCUCCCAACACUGCCAUAAUUUAAAGGGCUCUUACAGAUGUGCCUGUGAGAAAAAUUAUAAGGAGAGGAACAACAGUUGCAUAGCAAAAGGCUCUGAAGAUCAAGUUCUCUAUGUUGCUAAUGACACUGACAUCCUGGGUUUUGCAUAUCCAUUCAACUACAGUGAUGCUCAUCAGCAAAUAUCACAUAUUGAACACAAUUCAAGGAUAACUGGAAUGGAUGCAUAUUUUCAAGGGGAUAUGAUUGUUUGGAGCACUCAGUUUAAUCCAGGAGGGAUUUUCUACAGAAAACUUCACGACAGAGAGAGAAGGCAGAGUAACAGUGGCUUGAUAUGCCCAGAGUUCAAAAGGCCCAGGGGCAUUGCUGUGGACUGGGUGGCUGGGAAUAUUUACUGGACUGAUCAUUCCCGGAUGCAUUGGUUCAGCUACUACACAACUCACUGGACCAGCCUCAGGUACUCCAUCAAUGUGGGACAGCUGAAGGGACCCAACUGCACCAGGCUCCUCACCAGCAUUGCAGGAGAGCCAUAUGCAAUUGCUGUGAAUCCUAAAAAGGGGAUGAUGUACUGGACAGUUAUUGGGGAUCGGUCUCACAUAGAGGAAUCAUCUAUGGAUGGUACUCUGAGAAGGAUACUGGUUCAAAAGAACCUGCAAAGACCUACAGGUCUCGUGGUUGAUCAGUUCAGCCAGCGCUUGUUCUGGGCAGAUUUUGAGUUGUCUGUUAUUGGCAGUGUUCUUUUUGAUGGGUCCGACUCAGUUGUGUCUGUGAGCACAAAACAAGGUUUACUGCAUCCACAUAGAAUUGACAUUUUUGAGGAUUACAUAUAUGGAGCAGGCCCUAAAAAUGGUGCAUUUAGAGUACACAAAUUUGGCAAGAGCCUUGUAGAAUAUCUAAGUGUGGAUGUUGAUAAAGCAAAAAGUGCCUUGAUUUUUCACCGCUACAAACAAACGGACUUGCCUAACCCCUGCUUGGACCUGACGUGUGAAUUCAUUUGUUUACUCAACCCUUCUGGUGCAACAUGUGCUUGUCCAGAAGGAAAGGCAUUGAUGAAUGGAACAUGCAUUGAUCAGAGCCUCCUAGAUGACAGCUGUAAAUUAAGCUGUGAGAACGGAGGGAAGUGCAUCAUAAAUGAGAAGGGGGAUGCCCGCUGCCACUGCUGGCCAAGCUACUCUGGGGAAAGGUGUGAAACCAACCACUGCUACAACUACUGCCAGAAUGGAGGAACCUGUGGGGCUUCUCUCCUUGGCCGGCCAACCUGCAGCUGUGCUCUGGGUUUUACGGGGCCGCGCUGCAACCAGACCGUGUGCGAGCGCUUCUGCCAGAACGGGGGCACCUGCAGUGUCACUGCUGGCAACCAGCCCUUCUGUGCCUGCCUGCCCGAGUACACAGGAGACAGGUGCCAGUACUAUGUUUGCCACCACUACUGCGUGAACUCCGAGUCGUGCACGAUUUCCGACGACGGCCGCGUGGAAUGCGUCUGCCCCGCGCGGUUCGAGGGCCCCAAGUGCGAGGUGGACAAGUGCACCCGGUGCCACGGGGGACACUGCAUCACAAACAAGGACAGCAGUGACGUAGUGUGCAAUUGCACUAAUGGAAAAAUUGCCUCCACCUGUCAGCUGUGUGAUGGAUACUGCUACAACGGUGGCACCUGUCAGCUGGACCCAGAGACAAACAUACCUGUCUGUCUAUGUUCAGCCAACUGGUCAGGCACACAGUGUGAGAGGCCAGCUCCCAAAAGCAGCAAGUCUGACAACAUCAGCACCAGAAGCAUAGCAAUCAUUGUUCCUCUUGUUCUACUGGUGACUUUGAUCACUACUCUUGUAAUUGGACUAUUUCUUUGCAAAAGAAAACGAAGGACAAAAACUAUCAGAAGACAACCCAUGAUAAAUGGAGGAAUCAAUGUAGAAAUUGGCAAUCCAUCAUAUAACAUGUAUGAGGUGGGCCAUGACCACAGUGAAGGUGGUCUUUUAGCCUCAGAUUUUACUCUAAAUGCAGAAAAGGCCAGAUACAUAGGGGGAGGGUCCACUGCAUUCAAGCUGCCCCACACAGCUCCAUCAAUCUACUUAAACUCUGACUUGAAAGGACCACUAUCAACAGGGCCAACAAAUUACGCCAAUCCAGUAUAUGCAAAGUUAUACGUGGAUGGACAAAACUGUCGAAACUCCUUAGCAAGUGUUGAUGAAAGAAGAGAACUUCUUCCAAAGAAAAUAGAUAUUGGGAUAAGGGAGACUGUGGCAUAA